AGUGUUGUCAAAGUGUGGGUGACAACAAAAAUCUGUGGGGUGUUUAUUUAUUAAGAUUUCCUAGAUUUCCUGGCCAAGAUGAUGUCCCACAUGGAAGAACUGGAACAGGAGCCUUUCGAUGUGGCGGAGUUCAUCGAGAGGCUGACUUGGAGGACCAGCAAUGAAUUGGGCCCAGAAGAGUUUGAUCCUGACCUCUUGCACGAGACCUUUGUGCAAACAAUCAAGGAUCUCACCAUCUUGCAAGAAAGACAGCAGAGAAAGUGUGAGAAACUCGAAGAGUCUUUGAAAGAGGAGCAAAAAUUCCAUGGUGCCAACAUAGAUAAGCUGCAGGAAAAGCAUCAGGUCUCUGUGGAUUGGUUCCAUCAGCUGGAUGAGAAGAUCAACUCUGUCGCCGGCAAGAUUAUCCACCUUGGCGAGCAGUUGGAAAACGUGAACACGCCCAGAAGCAGAACUGUUGAAGCACAGCGACUGCUGAAUCACAUGAGUGAAUUUCUCACUCCCGGAAGGGUGAUUAAUGAAGUGUUCAGCGACAAGAGUAAGCUCUUCGAGGCGGCUGAUAUCAUCCAGAAACUGUACACAAUAUCCCAAGAUCUGCCGUCAGACAAAUUUGGCGAGGCAAAGAAGAAAAUCGAGGCGAAAUACGAUGAAAUUGAAAGAGCAUUGAUUGAGGAGUUUGCCAGAGCUCAAAAAUCUGAAGAUAUUGAUAAUAUGAAACAUAUCGCGACGAUUUUAUCGCAAUUUAAGGGAUACUCUCAGUGUGUUGAUGCCUACAUUGAGCAAAGUCAGGCUUCAACGUAUGGCGGAAAGGAUAUCUUCGGCGGCAUUCUGCCAAUGUGUCGACAUCACUACACGAUCAUCAAGAAGGUGUUCGCCAGUCCGGAUCAGGUCAUGUCCAAGUUCAUCCUCAACAUUUACCAACUGAAGAUCAACCAAUACGCCCAGACAAAGCUGGAGGAUCGUCGCGAUGAGGACAAGUACUUGAAGACGCUGUAUGAUAUGUAUUCCCGCACCAUGAAGCUCUCCAGUGAUCUGUCUGAGUUCACGAUGGAGAGUGAUGAUGAUUUGCUGUCCAAGCUCACCAUGAAUAUCUUCGCUAAGCAUUUGGCCACGUAUAUUGACACUGAGGCGAGAGUUUUGGAUGGAAAGUGUUCAUCGGAGCUGCAAGAGUUCUACAGAGGCAAGAAGCAUCAGAAGAAGCAGACUGAACGCUUCCAUGAUCUGAAGCGCGACGUCCAGGCGCUGAUUGGCACCAGAGCCAACAUAAAUAUCGCCCAGAUUGAGGAUUAUGGCGGUGAGACAUUCUUGUCUGAGGAGUUGGCGAUAAAUCUGCUGCAAGAGUCCAAGGUGGCAUUCAAGAGAUGUCGUCUGUUGUCCAAUAAGAGCGUCCUGCCAUCAAAUGCCAUUCGUCUGGCAGACAUUCUCCUCAGAUACUUAAUGCAUGAGCACGUUGAUUAUGCCCUUGAACUGGGUCUCAAUGCCAUUCCACUCGUGGAGAGCAAGAAUCAUCCGCAGAUAUACUUCUUUGAUUGUGUACAGAAGAGCAACACGAUUGUCCAUCUGCUGGAGAAGACAUACAGUGCGAGCAUUCUUCCGUGCGUUGUAUCAACUCCGCGAUAUAUUGACUGCACGGAGAAGAAGCGAAUCAUGCUGGAUCAGAUUGAGAGCAAAUUGGACUCAGGACUGGAUAGAUCAAUCAACGCACUGGUCGGAUGGGUGAAGGUCUAUCUGCAGAGUGAGCAGCGGAAGUCGGACUUCAAACCAGACACGGACAUUGACACUGUGGCAUCUCCGGCGUGUCACCACGUCGUGCAGCAACUGAUGUCGGCCAUCCAGCAGAUUCAGUGCUGCAUUGAUGGCGAGAAUCUGUCGUCGGUGAUGACAGAAUUGGGUGUGAGGCUGCAUCGUGUGAUCUUCGAUCAUCUGCAGCAGUUUCAGUACAACACGGCGGGUGCGAUGUGUGCAAUUUGCGACGUGAAUGAGUACAGGAAGUGCGUGAGAGAGCUCAAGAGUCCCCUGGUCACGCAGCUAUUCGACGUCCUUCACGCCCUGUGCAAUCUGUUGCUGGUGAAGCAUGAGAAUCUGCAAGAGGUUUGCGGCGGAGAAACACUCAAUUCGCUGGACAAGUCCGUGGUGAUGAACUUCAUUCAGCUGAGAAGUGACUACAAGACCAUCAAGAUAUCCAAUUCGCUGAAGGGAAUGCACGAUCAUCGGAUGUAGUGCUCGUGCACGGACUGUCUGAGAGAUCCAGUCGAUGUACUCAGACACUCUUGUGUACACACCUGGCCAGCCCUCCAGGCCGCAAGGUGAUGGUCCAAAGGACACCAGGCCCACGCAGAACCAGUAAGGUCUCGCCGCUUUGUUAUCUGAAUAGAAUCAUUGAGAUAUAUUGCACAUAAAUAAUCCAAA
This is a messenger RNA of Phlebotomus argentipes, 2406 nucleotides long. It is a transcript of the gene Sec10, whose product is annotated as exocyst complex component 5. The record is from RefSeq and is a predicted model, not a curated record. The transcript has 4 exons. Gene Ontology annotation, biological process: Golgi to plasma membrane transport; exocytosis. Lineage: Eukaryota; Metazoa; Arthropoda; Insecta; Diptera; Psychodidae. Gene Ontology annotation, cellular component: cytoplasm; exocyst. Bases 79 to 2217 code for a protein of 712 amino acids.